AUGCAUACCCCUCUUGUUGCCUGGAUUGCCAACUAUCCUGAACAGCUUCUGAUUGCUUGUGUCUCAGCAAAGAAUUCCCCCAUUUCACUAGCAAUGGCAGAACAGUUCGGAGAUGCUGCCACUGCAUGUGAUCCAUGCAAUAUUGUUGCAUUUCACAAGGCUUGUCUUGCCCUCCAUCUAAAUGGUGUCAUGGAGCCAUUCUGGAAAGAUUGGGGGGAUACAUGUCCCUCCCACUUUCUCACCCCCAAUGCCCUGCACCAGUGGCACAAGUUCUAUUUUGACCAUUGUGUACACUGGGUAAUCAAUAUCAUAGGGGCUGCCCUGCAGCCAAGGAUAGGGACUAGGCAUUGGUGCACUGGUCAAGAACACCAUGAACUGGAGAAAUUGCUUCCUGCUGUGGCAGCAGGGGCAUUGCCUGAUGAUGUGCUUUGUGCCUUGCACACCAUCACCAAGUUCAUCUUUCUUGCCCAAGGUAUCUCCCAUUAUGACAAAACCAUUCAUAGUCUCAGUGAAGCCCAUUCCACCAUUACAAAUCCAGCAUUCUCAGGGCACAUGGCCAUCUCAGGAAGAAUGGCCCCCUUGACCACUUUCAGAUACCAAAACAUUUGUCAGAUGGGUGCCCCUUAUCAACAGAGCAGCAACAUCACUGAACAUUGCCACAUAACUCAUGUCAAGGCACCCUACCAUUUAUCAAAUUGCUGA
Messenger RNA from Pisolithus orientalis, 702 nucleotides. RefSeq lists its product as uncharacterized. NCBI's taxonomy places the organism in Eukaryota, Fungi, Basidiomycota, Agaricomycetes, Boletales, Pisolithaceae. The record is from RefSeq and is a predicted model, not a curated record. The transcript has 5 exons. Bases 1 to 702 code for a protein of 233 amino acids.